Messenger RNA from Triticum turgidum subsp. durum (durum wheat), 2934 nucleotides. The record is from the annotation of a GenBank genome assembly. NCBI's taxonomy places the organism in Eukaryota, Viridiplantae, Streptophyta, Magnoliopsida, Poales, Poaceae.
AUGCUCAAAAUCCGUUCGGCGAAAUGCCCCUGGGCGUCCGUCGGCGCGGCCGGCGCCCUCGUGAUGCUCGUCACCGCCGUCCAUGUAUUCAUGGUGCCGAUCCUCCCCUCGUCCCUGGAUUUCUCGGGCGCUCGCCGCAGCGUCCACCACCGGCCGAGGAACGUGCUCCCGGGCGCUGGGGUUGUGGACUCACGCCUCAGGGCUCGGUUUCCUGCCGAUUCAUACGAAGCCGUGACGUUCCGUGCCGCGCCGUGGAAGGCCGAGAUCGGGAGGUGGCUCGCUGGGUGCCAUGCCGAAUCAUCAGCUGUCAACAUUACUGAAGCUAUUGGCACAAAGAGGUGCGAGAAAGACUGCAGUGGAAAUGGUGUGUGCAACUAUGACCUGGGGGAAUGCAGAUGCUUCCAUGGAUAUGCUGGAAAAGGAUGUGAGAGGGUUCUGAAGUUGGAGUGCAACCUCCCAAGUUCCCCAGAAUGGCCUGUAGGACCCUGGAUAGUUUCCAUAUGUCCAGCCCAGUGUGACACAACCAGGACAAUGUGCUUUUGUGGACCAGGAACAAAAUACCCGGAUCGCCCUGUGGCAGAAGCUUGCGGCUUUAAAACAAUCGUGCCUGCAAAACCUGAUGACCCGAAGCUUACCGACUGGACAACACCUGAUCCAGAUGUAUUCACAACAAACAGCAGUAAGCUAGGAUGGUGCAAUGUGGACCCUGAGGAUGCAUAUUCUUCCAAAGUGAAGUUUAAAGAAGAAUGUCAUUGCAAAUAUGAUGGACUCUGGGGGCAGUUUUGUGAGACACAUGUUGAAUGCAUUUGUAUUAACCAGUGUUCCGGACAUGGACAUUGUCGUGGUGGUUUCUGUCAGUGCGACAGUGGAUAUUUUGGGAUUGAUUGCAGCAUCCCAUCGGCUUAUUCAGUUGCAUAUGAAUGGCCCUCAUGGCUCCAAGCACCAGUGAACCUACCAGACCUAAAAAAUUUAAGCAAUAUCCCCAUCAAUGUCAAUGCUGUUGUUGAGAAAAAAAGACCACUAAUAUAUGUGUACGAUUUGCCAGCUGAGUUUGACAGUCAUCUUCUUGAAGGACGACAUUACAAGUUAGAGUGUGUGAACAGAAUAUAUGAUGAAAAGAACAGAACUAUAUGGACGCGGCAACUGUAUGGUGCUCAGAUGGCACUCUAUGAGAGCAUUCUUGCUAGCCCUCACCGCACACUGAAUGGGGAUGAAGCUGAUUAUUUCUAUGUGCCGGUUCUUGACUCUUGUCUAAUAACUAGAUCCGAUGAUGCCCCACACCUGCAGAUGCCGGAGGACCUGCGCCUCAGGAGUUACCAUACUCUUGAGUACUACAGAAAGGCUUAUGAUCACAUAGCUCAGAGGUAUCCUUACUGGAACCGCACUUCUGGAAGAGACCAUAUUUGGUUCUUUUCGUGGGAUGAAGGUGCCUGCUAUGCUCCAAAGGAGAUCUGGAACAGCAUGAUGCUUGUCCACUGGGGAAAUACCAACACAAAACAUGAAAAAUCAACGACUGCUUAUUGGGCUGACAACUGGGAUGAUAUUCCUUUGGAUAGAAGAGGCAACCAUCCAUGUUUCGAUCCGAGAAAGGACCUCGUGCUUCCAGCAUGGAAGGAGCCUAACCCAGGGGCCAUCUGGUUAAAACUAUGGGCAAGGCCAAGGAUCAAUCGUACAACACUUUUUUAUUUCAAUGGUAAUCUAGGACCAGCCUAUGAAGAGGGUCGCCGUGAAGACACGUAUAGCAUGGGGAUUAGGCAAAAGCUGGCAGCUGAAUUCGGUUCAACACCAAACAAGCAAGGGAAGCUUGGAAGGCAGCAUACAGCCAACGUAACAGUUACGUACGUAAAAUCUGAGAUGUAUUAUGAGGAACUAGCAAGCUCCAUUUUCUGUGGUGUCCUGCCAGGGGAUGGCUGGAGUGGGCGCAUGGAAGACAGCAUGCUUCAAGGAUGCAUUCCUGUCAUAAUACAGGAUGGAAUAUUUCUUCCGUACGAGAAUGUGCUUAAUUACAACAGUUUUGCAGUCCGCAUAGAAGAAGAUGAGAUCCCCAACCUCAUGAGAGUCCUCCAAGGAAUAAACGAUACACAGAUAGAUUUUAUGUUAGGAAAUGUUCGCCAGAUCUGGCAGAGAUUCUUUUAUCGCGACACCAUGUUGCUAGAGGCAGAGAGGCAGAAAAAACUGUUUGCUGAAGAGGAGGCGGCCUGGUCAGUCGAGGUUUCGAAACUAGAAGAUGGUGAUGACGUCUUUGCUACUUUCAUACAGCGCAUGAUCAGGUGGCUCCCGGCCGCCGCGGCCGGGGUCGCCUCCGGCGGCGCCAGGGGCCAUGCCGCCGUGCCCGCCUGCGGCCUCCUCAACCUCAACGCGCAGCACAACGUGCACGUCAUCCACCAGAGGCUGCAGGAGCUCAAGAGCUCCUCCUCCUCGCCGGCCAAGCCGCCGCAGCAGCAGUCCAGGAGGACCCCUCCCCCGCCGCCGCCUCCUCCGGCCGCCUCGUCCCCUUCCUCCACGGUGACCACCGGCGCCAUGCCGCCCUCCGCGUCCUGCUUCCAGUCCCAGCUGGACCACUCCAUGGCGAUGACCGCCGCGGCCGAGAGCGCGCCGCCGUGCGACGGCUUCGGGGGCGGCAGGCCCCAGCUCGACCUCAAGGAGUUCCUGCAGCAGAUCGGCGUGCUCGGGGAGGACGACGGCGGCGCGGCCGGCAAGCAUCAUGGGCCUCAGGGCGUCGGCGAGGACGACGGCGAGGUGGCGGACGCGUUCGGGUUCGGGGGCGGCAACAGCAAUGCCGCAGAGUUCGACUGGGACGCGCUGGCGGCCGACAUGAGCGACAUCGCGGCAGGAGGCCACGGCGGCGGCGGCGCGCUGGGCGUGAACGGCGCGUUCCACAUGGACGAUCUCGACCAGUUCGGCUGCGUGCCCAUCCCCGUAUGGGACAUCUGA